This is a messenger RNA of Acyrthosiphon pisum (pea aphid), 3147 nucleotides long. RefSeq lists its product as uncharacterized. The record is from RefSeq and is a predicted model, not a curated record. Bases 384 to 2090 code for a protein of 568 amino acids. The transcript is spliced from 3 exons. Gene Ontology annotation, biological process: SCF-dependent proteasomal ubiquitin-dependent protein catabolic process. Gene Ontology annotation, cellular component: SCF ubiquitin ligase complex. Lineage: Eukaryota; Metazoa; Arthropoda; Insecta; Hemiptera; Aphididae.
GAAACGGACUGGUCACUCAAUGCACACACCGUGGUCGUGUGUUGAACAUGUUUUUAUUGUAAACCGACCUCGCAACUCAGUCCUUAUCCCGUCUGCUGCUGUUGAUGCUUCUGCUGUCGCAACGACCGGUCUUUGAUUAUUUUCUCUCAGUCCGUAUAUUUCGGUUUAACUUUCGAUUUCGAAGUGGUCUUCGCGGUUAACGUUUCCGUUCGAUCCGAUUUCGAGUACGGUCUGACACCACGAAGUUCGUAUUUUUCUAUUCUACGUAUGCAAUAGUAUUAAAACACACGCAAAACGUAUUAUAACUACACUUUACGUAAAUUUCUUUAAAGUUUGUAGUCCAACAAUUAUUUAUAAUAGUUGGUCGUCUUCAACUUUAGCACAUGUCGGUCAGCGGCCAGCUCCAGACUACAACACAAAACAUGGACGAUACGGAAAAAUCGUGUCCGAAAUGCGUGUUCGACCGUCUGCCGCCGGAAAUGAUCCGGUUCAUAUUCCGAAAGCAGUCAACGGACGAUCUUCUGCAGGCGUCGGCCACCACCGACCGGUUGUACCGAGUGGCCCAGCACCACAUGUACGCGUCGGAAGGUGCGCUGCUCGUGCGUGGUGGCCAGGACACGGCGGCCACCGUGACGCGGACGUUCGACGUGCGGAACGUAACGUCACUGUACCUGGUGGACGUGUACGACUUUGACCGGGACGUGCCCCAACAACUGCGGCGAUGCGACGACGACAGCGAAGACGUCAGUGAAGACGGCGAUGAAGACAGCGGUGAACAUAGCGACGGAGAUGACGACGACGAUGAAGACAGCGGUGAACGUAGCGAUGGAGAUGACAACGACGACAACGAACUUGCUGACAAAUGCCGAAACGGCCGAAGGAAGUCGUCUGCGUUGGACGUGUUGCACGUGGGUUACGGUCGGGACAUCAGUUACACUAACCUUCCGGUCGACGGUCUGCGCCGGUUAUUAUCCGGCGUCCGUGCCCGGCGGGUGUGCUUCAGCAACGUGGUGAUGACGGCCGACGACGUAGCCGACGCGGUGUCUGCUAUGCUCGAGGCCCGCGACGACACGGACGCCGUAGUCGUCAAUGACAACAGUGACGUAGUCGUCAAUGACAACGAUGACGACGACAACGACAACGACUACGGUGACGAUGACGAUUACGGUAGUGACGGCGGCGACGUCGGCGACGACAUCGACAGCCGGCCGCCGGUGCUCAGGUGCUCGCACGACCGCGCAGACGACAAUCGAGUGAUGGAACUCAUAGACGACGUCGAGCGCACGUGCGCCGGUCUGUUGUCCGAGUUCAGGGUGACGAUCCGGCGGCCGGCGCCGCACGCGUACGCCGUCUACCCGAUGUCCCGGUGCGGGAGUGCGGCCUCCGUCAACGACUGGGACGAAACGGCCACCGCCGCAAACGCCGCGGCCGCCAUGACUGCUGAGACGCCCGAAGACCUACUCGCGCUCACCGCGGCCGACUGUUCUGGGUUAGGCCCAGCCGCGUACAGGCGCUUGGUGCCGGCGUGUCGCCGGUUGCGCCGGUUGACCAUGAAGGCCGCGCGGCAAGUGGACGACGACGGGUUCGCGGCCGUGGCUGGGAUGCCAUCGCUUCAACACCUCGACAUGGAAGGCAUGUCGGAAGUCACGUCCGACGGCCUGCUCAGUGGUCUCGUGAGCGCCACCGGACUCCAGUCGCUGGGCCUUGCCGACUGCCCGUACGUGACGGACGACGUUCUGCGCCGAGUCGGCGAGAUGAGGCAGCUGCGCAACCUACGGCUGGACCUGACCGACUGCGACAAGACGACGGCGGCUGGCGUGACAGACAUGCUGUCCGGCUGCGAACGACUCCGCGAGCUUGACCUGACGCUUCCGCUGAACGCCGACUACGUGGCCGCGGCCGCGUCCGCAAGUCACCUGGACCAUCUGCGGACGUUCCGGCUGACGUUCGAGCGGCUAUCGUUUCAAGACCACCUGGACAACCAGCCGACCGACGCUGAUUGGCAACAAUCACUGGCCGCCGGUUUCCGUGACGACGUUGAGUUCAGCGUCCGGCAAACGUUCACCAAGAUCACCGUGACGGUCGACUGACCGGUUGUGCGCAACAGAAGAUCACAGUGACCGUUGCCUCAUCAACAUACCGAUCGUCCGUCACGCCCACCAUUCAUAUCACCUUUGUGCGGUGAUCGGCACGCAUGUAACACGUGAAGUCGAACGGCGCACUCGUAUACCGGUACAUCCCAAAAAAGGUCACCAUAAUAAAUUAAUAUCAUCGUGUACCGGAUUAGAGGGUCCAGGUAACUCAGGAGCGUCGUGUGUGGAGGGGUGGCAAGGUGUUCUUUAACUUAUCAAUUUUCUCAUAGUUCAUUACAAUAUUUAAAUAUAAUAUAACCUUUCAUCCCGAUACAUUUCCCAUACACAUAUAAGACACCUGCUGUAUAUUUACUAUGAUGAAGAAAAAGUUGACCCGACCUGAAAUUGACCGGCUAUUGCACGUCGGCACCACGAAUAAAAUACACCUCAAAUGUUGAGAACUACUCGACAUUAGAUUACGGUCGUUUGGCGAUGAGAAGACUUCCGCCCCUUUAUGUACCCAUCCCUUGCACGACCGUCCCCGCCCGACAAACGCGUCAUCGAGUUUGAUGGACAUCGUGUUAAGCACGUCCGGUUUCGAUUUAUCGUCGAAUGCGCGUCCGACCGAUUUGCGUGAACGAUUCUGAACGGAAAUACCUACAUGUGAUUUAAAAUAUGGUGUCGCACACACCUCAAGUACACUAUAUACGGUUUUAAACUAUCGUAAUCUUUAAAUACUACACAAUCAUUAAUACUCCAUACAUUAAUACUCAUAAUAAUAUUGUUGUAUCGUUAUAUCGUAUAUCCAUAUUUUAUUAUGUUAUUCAUAUACCCACUAUCCUAUAUAUAUUUUAAUAGUUUAUGUUAUCACUUGUUAUUAUUAUUAUUAUUAUUAUUAUAACUUACUAUAUUAUACUUUUUAUAAUAUUAUACCUAUCGAAACUAGUCAAAAUUAGUUGUAAUAAUAUUAUGUUUUGUUGAACCUGUGUGAUUUUUUCACUUGAAAAUUGUAAAUAUAGCACGUAUGCGUGGUUUUUUUUUUAUUUGCACUAAAAUAUAUUUUGAUUAGUGGAAA